AUGACCCUUGAACCACCAAAAUAUGAAUACUUAAAUGAAGAAGAUACGAAAAAAAUGUUAAAAAUAUUUAAGGGUGAAAGAACAGGUUGGGUGCUCGUAGGUCCUAAAAAAUGGUUUUUUCCACAUAAAUAUACAAAAGAAGGUAAAGGAUUUUAUAACUUUAAAGCAAGACCAGAUGACACUUGGGUUUUAUCUUAUCCAAGAUCAGGUACAACGUGGACUCAAGAAUUAAUCUGGUUAUUGUCAAAUAACUUAGAUUUCAAAAGAGCAAGGACAGUACUCUUAUCGGAGCGAUUUCCAUUCCUCGAAUUUAGUAUGUUUAAUCACCCAGAACUAACACAUGAAAUGUUAAAAAUAAAUGAGGGAAAUAAAGACAAAGAAGAAUUGUGUAAAAAAAUUGCAGAAUCAGGGUAUGAAGUUAUAGCAAAAAUGCCUUCUAAAAGAUUUAUAAAAUCACAUUUUCCAUUUAGUUUGUUACCUGAUAUUCUGAAAAGUGGUUGCAAGAUAGUAUAUGUUGCAAGAAAUCCAAAAGAUGUUGCUGUUUCUUGGUAUUAUUUAAAUAAAGCAAUCAAAACUCAAGGAUAUACAGGUGAUUUUGCAACAUUUUGGGAUUAUUUUCAAAAUAAUCUUACACCUUGGAGUCCUUAUUGGGAACAUCUGAAAGAAGCAUGGUUACAUAGAAAUCAUCCAAAUGUUUUAUUUAUGUUUUAUGAAGAAAUGCAAUAUGAUUUUCCGAAAGCAAUUCAAAAAGUUUCAAAAUUUCUUGGAAAAACUUAUACUCAAAAACAGAUAGAAGAAAUAACAGACUAUUUAAAUAUUAAAAAUUUCCGAAAUAAUCCAAUGGUGAAUUCUUCAGAAUUAAAGGAAUGUGGUAUUAUAACACCAGGAACAUAUGUUAGAAAAGGUCAAUGUGGAGGAUGGAAGGAAAUAUUCACUAAAGAACUUAAUAUUAAAGCUGAUAAAUGGAUAAAAGACAAUUUAAGAGGAACUGAUUUUGAUUUUCCACAUUUUACCAUUAAUAAUAACCACAAUUGA
Eufriesea mexicana is the source of this 1035-nucleotide messenger RNA. RefSeq names its product estrogen sulfotransferase. NCBI's taxonomy places the organism in Eukaryota, Metazoa, Arthropoda, Insecta, Hymenoptera, Apidae. The record is from RefSeq and is a predicted model, not a curated record. The coding region runs from base 1 to 1035 and encodes 344 amino acids. Gene Ontology annotation, molecular function: sulfotransferase activity. The transcript is spliced from 6 exons.